AUGCAGUUCCAUUGGAAUGUUGUGGCUCUCCUGAACUUUGGGUUUGUCCUCUGGAGUUCUGCAGAAGAAUACGAUUAUUACAGUUGGCAGUCGGACAACUUCCAGAAUGGACGAUUCUACACCAAGCAGAGCAAAUGUGUGGACAUUCCCCAAGACCUUCAUCUGUGCCAUAAUGUUGGCUAUAAGAAGAUGAGGCUACCCAAUUUACUGGACCAUGAAACCAUGCCUGAAGUAAAGCAACAAGCCAGUAGUUGGGUUCCCUUGUUGGCGAAGAGAUGUCAUCGAGACACCCAACUCUUCUUGUGCUCCCUUUUUGCGCCAAUUUGCUUGGAGAGACCCAUUUAUCCAUGCCGGUCGCUGUGUGAGGUGGUGCGCGAUAGCUGUGCACCAGUCAUGGAAUCGUAUGGUUUUCCUUGGCCAGAGAUGCUGAACUGUAAUAAGUUUCCUCAAGAUAAUGACCUCUGCAUCACUGUGCAAUAUGGCACCAAGCAAGUGACUCAACCAUCAGGAACCAAGAUCUGCACUCAGUGUGAAAUUGAACAAAAAUCCGAGACCAUGAGGGUUCAAUAUUGUGCAAGUGAUUUUGUUGUACGGAUGCGUAUCAAAGAGGCGAAGACUGAGAACGGGGAUCUGAAGCUCAUAGCGGCCCAGAAGAAGAAGAAGGUACUAAAAGCUGGAAAACUCAAGAGGAAGGAGUUCCGCAAACUCGUCCUGUACAUUAAAAACGCAGUGGAAUGCCAAUGUCCUCAGCUGGACAACCUGAGCGGGAGCUUCCUCAUCAUGGGUCGGAAGGUGGAAAAUAAGCUUUUGCUCACCGCCAUCUACAAGUGGGACAAGAAAAGCAAGGACAUGAAGUACGCGGUGAACUUCAUGUUCACCUAUCCCUGUUCUGAGACCCUUUCCCAUGGUGCACACAUAGGUUCCUUCCGCUAAAGGUCGAGAUCUGGAGAACUUUCCGUGAUGCCUUCACCUAGCCUUACCAAAUGGACUUUAUAUUUUAGCAAUAGCAGUAACAUAGCAUACUCAGCUUCAAAUAAAAAAUAAGAAUAAAGAGUUACUAGGGUAGUCAUACUGAAUGAUAUGGCUGAGAGGGUGAAGAAUAGGAUCAUUGCAAGACAGACACGGUAAAUAGGGAAAGGACGGACUGUGAAUGCAGAGAUUCAAUUGGAAACACAAAGUACGUGGUUGAGGAAGAAUACCUGGAACAAAAUGUUUAAGUCUAACAUUGUCACGGUGGUUAAAAGCAGCAGUAUAUCAUUCCCUUAGGCAAAAUGCAUUAGGACUUAAGCCAGUAAUGGUGAAAGGGAAAUAUAGUAUUUACAGGAAAGCGUUGGAGUUGUGACUGGCCCGAAUAUUCUCUAAUAAAUCAUAGUCUGACGUCAGAUUCUUCUGCCGGAAAACUUCACUACAUGAGUAUAUAUAUAUUCACAGAUACAGAAUAUGAACACGGACAUUUUUAGUUGUCACUGUUUGCUCUAAUUUCCAAUAAUAGAUACAACCUUGGUACAUAAUGGGCAUGUCUAUUAUCAUACCAGACAUAGAAAUCGUUUUGGGGCCCACUUCUACACAAAGUAAGAUGCCAGUUGUCGAGGUGGUAUAAUAGGGAGGCCACAAAAAAGGGCAUUUGCCCAGCGUCUUCACCAACAAGGCGCCUCCCCCAUAUAAUUGUCUCCAGUCUCUCUUACACAUUCCUAGGACAAUGACAUAAAAAUACAAGAGUCUGCAACUAGAACAACAUAAACGUCUUUCACAUUGGUCCCCAAUACACUCCUCUAGGCCCACCAACAUUCCAGAUUUUAUUUAGUUACUCCAUUGGAAUCGAAACACGGUAAAGCUUAAAGGGGUACUCGGGUGAAAAACACUUUUUUCAUAUCAACUGCCUCAAGAAAGUUAAACAGAUUUGUAAAUUCCUUCUAUUAAAAAAACUUAAUCCUUCCAGUACAUAUCAGAGGAAGUUGUGUAGUUCUUUUCUUUCUGACCACAGUGCUCUCUGCUGACCCCUCUGUCCAUGCCAGGAACUGUCCAGAGUAGGUGCAAAUCCCCAUAGCAAACCUCUCCUGCUCCAGACAAUUCUUGAUAUGGACAGAGGGGUCAGCAGAGAGCACUGUGGUCUGACUGGAAAGAACUACACAACUUCCUCUGGAGCAUACAGCAGCUGAUAACUACUGGAAGGAUUAAGAUUUUUAUAUAGAAGUAAUUUACAAAUCUGUUUAACUCUCUGGCACUAGUUGAUUUGAAAAAAAUUGUUUUCCACCGGAGUACUCCUUUAAAUCCUGGACUGCUGGUGGGAACCUCUGAACAAUAUGCAAGUGUAUUGACAACGCGAUUGACGACAUAUAACGCAUUGUAGGGUUGAACAUUUGGGCUAAGCUUCUAUUAUAACCUUUAGAUUGUUGUUUUGACAUUGGUCAAAUGUUUCCGCAUUGAAAUGUCGCGAAUCCGAACUCAGCAGGGCUAACCCGUGAGCUUUUCGGCACAGAAUCUGCCUAAAAAAGUGACCUUCCACUAUUCCUCAUUGAAAUCCAAAUGAUGGAAAGGAUGAGGUUCAUGGAUGGAUUGUACUUGGAUUUUGGUGUAGAAUACACAUACCCUUAACUUACUAAACCUACUUGCUAUGCUAAAGAUAGUUAUGAUGGCGUCGGCUCUAUGAUAUCCUUGGAAAUUGGGCCUUGUGGAUCAUUGUUACACUGUUGGCUUGGAAGGAGCUAUUGGGUUAGAACAAAAGUCGAAAACUGUGGUCCUCCUGAUGUUGCAAAACUUCAACUCCCAGCAUGCCCGGACAGCCGUUGGCUGUCCGGGCAUGCUGGGAGUUAAAGUUUUGCAACUCUGAAGGGCCACAGUUUGAGACCACUGGGACCUCAACCACUAUUCCAGGACAGCAGUGCUGGUUCACACCCUAUUCCCUACAAAAUAGUCCACAUUCCAGGUUAAUGUUGGCAUACCACAAGAACAUUGGGGGAGAUUUAUCAAAACCUGUGCAAAGGAAUGGUUGCCCAGUUGCCCAUAGCAACCGAUCAGUUCGCUUCUUUCAUUUCUAACAAGGCCUCUGCCAAAUGAAAGAAGCAAUCUGAUUGGUUGCUAUGGGCAACUGGGCAACUUUUCCUUUGCACAGGUUUUGAUAAAUCUCCCCCAUUGAGUCAACAUAUCCCAUAGCAUACUUGUGCCAUGUUAACCCAUUUCAAUGAACGUAGUCUACAAGUGACUACAUUCAGUUCAUUCCUGAGCACAUACAGUUUGUAAUGGGAAUCCAAAACUCCAAAUAUCCAAAAUGUGGGCUACUUUAUAAAUGGGAACAUAGCCUAACAUUGCAGAAAUGGAGCUCUGCCUUGAUUCUUUCUAGACCUGGUCAAACUUAAUUAAGGGUCCAACACAAGAUUUUCUUUAAAACUAUGAUGUUGGGGUAGUGCAAUGCUGGACUACUAAGUCAUUUACAAGAAUGAUACAUUUCUAGAAAGCUAUGUGUAAAAGACGAUGCAUCAUCCUAUACUAUCUUAGGAGGCAAUGGUGGAUCUUGUUUCUGAGCUCUAGCCCCACCCCCUGAGUGAUGUCAUCACUCCUGAGUAGCCCAUGGUGCGAUGUGAGGUGUAUGGGGCAGAUGUUGUAGCCCAGGGGCAGAUGGUAUUAACCCCUAAAUGUUCGUGAUGCCAGGGCGUGGUUUGCCUAUGUAACCACCGAAAGAUAGCUCCACUAGUCCUAGUUAGGCAGGGCAAGGUCAGGUCAGGGUUAACGGUAGUUUUACUGAGGUAGACAGAUGGUACAGUCUCUACAGCUAGACCAGGAUCCCAGAAAGGUGACCAGUAACAAAGGGGACCUCGCAGCUUGCUGGGACUUGCAGUAACUUUGACAGACUUUAGGACAGCCACGCUGACUAUAAUAGACUUGACUUGACUCAAGAUAGUGACAGCAGACAGAGACGACUUGAAUUACUGACAUGUGGCUGUAGGUUAGGCUUGAGGCCUCCAGAUGUGCUGGACACUGGCUCUGAGACAUCUGGACUGGACUUGACCUCAGCAGAGAAUGAAUCACAAGAGCAAAAAGAGAGAGAUUGUAGUACCUCCCUUCUUAUAAAGGGGGGCUGAGCAAGGAGCCAAUAGGUCAAGCUGCAGGUCACCUGGUUAGCUGGUGCUCUCUGGGUAACAAAACAUGUGACUUGAUCAUGUGACAACAGUAUCAUGUGAUUAACUCAAAGGCCUGGUUGGUUUUCAGCAGCAGCAGGAAGCACAGCAUGGGUCAGGUCACCGGCGGAUCCGCAGCAUAAAAUAUGCUGAGGAUGCGUUAUGUGUGACCCUACCCUUAGGGGAGAAUGAUGUGUGUGUUUACAGCAAGCUGCCUUGUGCUGAACAAUACCACAGGCAGAGGAGCAGAUGGGCAAUGAAUGCAGCAGGUGCAGCAGAUUUACUGACUGAAGAGCAACAGUCUGCUGUUUACUGAAAUCUGAAGCAGUUCUGGGCAGGGAACUGGCAGGAGUGCUGUGGGAGGGAAAUAGGCAGGGGAUGACUGUGGUGAAGAUCUAAGGAAAAACCAUGCAUUCUGGGAAUUGUAGUACUGAGCAACUGUUCAACCACCAAAUAGUAAAAGGACAUGCUAUGGGAGAAGACUUCAUACCCACAAACAAAUGGAUUUUUGGUGAAUUUAUAAUUUGGGCAGACAGGAAAGCAAUGAUAAAUAUGUUUUGGCAGCAUUUUUUUUUUUACCCAAUGGCCCCACCCUAUGGAUCAUACCAUCAUUGUCAGGAGAUGCUAAAGAUCUGAUGUGUAGGCCAAAGCUGGUCAGAAGCUGGCCAUGUAUGAUUGUACCCAUAUGUGAUGUCCUCUAUAUGAGUUACCAGGUAUGUUGGUCAAGCUGGGUAAAAUCAUGGGUGAAUAAGGGCUAAAAAUGUUGCAUGCAACAAUUAUAGGUGAGAUAUUUUAUGCAUAUAGAAGGGAACAGAUGAUAUAAUCUUCUAAUACUAUAUUCAUAUUCAUGGGAUCCAACAAACAAAUAAUAAGACAAAACAAGCAGCAGCAAAAAUACUUUAUGAUAUCUAUGUUAUACCUUAUAAGAUGUCUUUCCAAAAUUCAUAUUAUUCAUUUUAAAUUUAGAAACAUUAAAGGGGUGUCUUGGUUUAAACUUCUAUGUGAUCCCCAAAUUCCCUGAAUCUGGCCCUUUUCAUCCCCCUUGUGCUUCUUUUGCCCCUUAGUCCAUAGAGAUGGUAGAUCAGAAGACCAUGACCACAGUGGUGUGUUGCCUUCAUAGGGAAGUGACAACCCAAUAUAAGUCCUAGAGAAAGGGACAACAGAAGCAGCAGACAAGCGCUGGCAAAACUAAAGACCGGAGUGGAAUUAAAGGGGUAUUCCGGGCAAAAACAUUUUAUCCCCUAUCCAAAGGAUAGGGGAUAAGAUGUCUGA
Hyla sarda is the source of this 5387-nucleotide messenger RNA. RefSeq names its product secreted frizzled related protein 5 (gene SFRP5). Gene Ontology annotation, molecular function: Wnt-protein binding. The record is from RefSeq and is a predicted model, not a curated record. Bases 1 to 933 code for a protein of 310 amino acids. The transcript is spliced from 3 exons. Lineage: Eukaryota; Metazoa; Chordata; Amphibia; Anura; Hylidae. Gene Ontology annotation, biological process: non-canonical Wnt signaling pathway; canonical Wnt signaling pathway; negative regulation of canonical Wnt signaling pathway.